Daldinia vernicosa is the source of this 1220-nucleotide messenger RNA. Its product is annotated as proteasome component PRE2. Gene Ontology annotation, cellular component: proteasome core complex. The transcript has 2 exons. Gene Ontology annotation, molecular function: threonine-type endopeptidase activity. The coding region runs from base 177 to 1034 and encodes 285 amino acids. The record is from RefSeq and is a predicted model, not a curated record. Lineage: Eukaryota; Fungi; Ascomycota; Sordariomycetes; Xylariales; Hypoxylaceae.
UGAGCUUUAGACCAGACGUCAAUCGUCAAUGAUUCCCGCUGCCCUGUGCUCAAGAGUCUUUCUUACACAUCCAACAUCCAUCCGCCUGCAACAAGCACAAGCACCACAUCAGUUCGAUUUGUCUAAUUACCUCUAGCACCCGUCCCGAAUAUUACCUUCUCGUCUAGAUAUCGGCCAUGGAUACCCUCGUAGCUAGGUACAGUCGCCCGACUGCCUUCCAGAAUGAGACCUUCGCAGACGAAGAGCAAGAAGACCUCCAGAAUGAUGUCGCCCCGGGUUUAUCUCUUAAAUUCGCCAUGCCGCCUGUAGCCCAACCCUCAGCAUGGCUCCGUGCAGCAACAGACGACCGCUCAAACCCCGACUGUCCCAUCAAGAUCGCGCACGGUACAACGACCCUCGCUUUCCGAUUCCAGGGCGGUAUCAUCGUAGCGACGGAUUCUCGAGCUACGGCCGGCAACUGGAUUGCCUCGCAGACUGUCAAGAAGGUCAUCGAAAUUAACAACUGCCUGUUGGGCACUAUGGCCGGUGGUGCCGCCGACUGCCAGUACUGGCUCGCCUGGCUGGGCAUGCAGUGCCGUCUGCACGAGCUGCGUCACAAGCGCCGCAUCAGCGUCGCCGCAGCCUCCAAGAUCCUCGCCAACCUCGUCUAUCAGUACAAGGGCAUGGGCCUGUCUAUGGGAACCAUGUGCGCCGGCGUCACCAAGGAAGAGGGCCCCGCUCUCUACUAUAUCGACUCUGACGGGACCCGACUUGCCGGAAACCUGUUCUGUGUUGGUUCCGGCCAGACAUUCGCCUACGGUGUACUCGAUGCCGAGUACCGCUACGAUUUGAGCGAGGAGGAUGCUCUAGAACUAGGUCGCCGGAGUAUCUUGGCCGCCACGCACCGAGAUGCGUACUCAGGUGGUUUUAUUAACCUAUACCACGUCAAGGAAGAGGGUUGGGUCAAGCACGGCUUCAACGACACGAACCCGAUAUUCUGGAAGACGAAGUUAGAGAAGGGCGAGUUCACCAACGUUACCAGCUCCCUGGACUAAAUCAUGGUUUUGGUUAGGGAUGAAUUAUUACGAAGUGCAUACUGGAUGAUAUCAGGGAGCAUCAGCUGGCAUGUGGUAGGAGAGAAAGGGGGGAAGUGCAAAACAGAGCUUGAUAGACUAUCUCAUUACCUAACUAUCUUGGCGAAGUCCCCCGGGUCACUACCCAGGAUCCGCCGCGUAAAUGUA